UGGUUCCGUAAACACUUCCCGAAGGACUAGAAAGAGGUUCUUGCUUCAACAGUGAUUGGACGGAGCUUCAUCUGUGUCCCAUUCCAUUUACUACAACAUUUAUUUUUGCACUUUACAUUUCUUAAGAAACCGACAAUAUCAGCCGAAAUGGAGCCUUCUCAGAUCCGUCAGAACUACCACCGCGACUGUGAGGCCGCCAUCAACAAGAUGAUAAACAUGGAGCUUUACGCCUCCUACACCUACACCUCUAUGGCCUACUACUUCUCCCGUGAUGACGUCGCGCUCGAGGGGUUUGCUCAUUUCUUCAAAGAGAACAGUGACGAGGAGCGCGAGCACGCGGACAAGUUUAUGUCCUUCCAGAAUAAGAGAGGAGGCCGAAUUUUCCUGCAGGACGUCAAGAAACCUGAGCGUGAUGAGUGGGGCAGUGGACUGGAGGCCAUGCAAUGUGCUCUGAAGCUGGAGAAAACCGUGAAUCAGGCUCUGCUGGACCUGCACAAACUUGCCCUUGAUAAUGGAGAUGCUCAUAUGUGUGACUUUCUGGAGACUCACUACCUGAACGAGCAGGUGGAGGCCAUGAAGAAACUGGGUGACCACAUCACUAACCUCACCAAGAUGGAUGCCACCAAGGACCGUAUGGCCGAGUAUCUGUUUGAUAAACACACCCUGGGAGGAAAGAGUUAAAUCUGCCCCCCCCCCCCAAAAAAAACAGCAGAACCUCUGUUUAACCUGAGUUAAUGUGCAGUGAUGUGUGGAGGCUGCAACUUGAGCUUAUCUGUCCUGUUUGUCAUCACAUUAUUUAAUAAAUAAAUAAUUUGAGCUGGA
Messenger RNA from Tachysurus fulvidraco (yellow catfish), 822 nucleotides. RefSeq names its product ferritin, middle subunit-like. Bases 148 to 681 code for a protein of 177 amino acids. Gene Ontology annotation, biological process: intracellular iron ion homeostasis; iron ion transport. Gene Ontology annotation, molecular function: ferrous iron binding; ferric iron binding. The transcript is spliced from 4 exons. The record is from RefSeq and is a predicted model, not a curated record. Gene Ontology annotation, cellular component: cytoplasm. Lineage: Eukaryota; Metazoa; Chordata; Actinopteri; Siluriformes; Bagridae.